Molecule: messenger RNA, 636 nt
Organism: Necator americanus (New World hookworm)
Lineage: Eukaryota; Metazoa; Nematoda; Chromadorea; Rhabditida; Ancylostomatidae
Exons: 9
Coding region: 1-636 (211 amino acids)
Biological process (GO): protein dephosphorylation; calcineurin-mediated signaling
Cellular component (GO): calcineurin complex
Molecular function (GO): calcium-dependent protein serine/threonine phosphatase regulator activity; phosphatase binding; calcium ion binding
Source: RefSeq, a predicted model, not a curated record
AUGAUAGACUGGAAGGUUAGGGAUUGUGCGGAUGGAGGAUUAGCCGGAUCCAGAGCCACAGGUGCUCCUCCUCCGUGUUUCCUUGCUGAGCAACAGCCAACUCUCGAUGCAUACGAGACGCUGGGUGCAGAAAGUUCGUUGCCGAUGGAAAUGUGCAGCAACUUCGACGCAUACGAGCUGCGUCGACUGGCACGCCGAUUCAAGAAACUGGAUAUUGAUGGUUCAGGAUCGCUGUCAGUUGAGGAAUUCAUGUCAUUACCUGAAUUGCAACAGAAUCCACUUGUUCAAAGAGUGAUUGAUAUAUUUGACGAAGAUGGAAAUGGGGAAGUAGAUUUUCGAGAAUUUAUACAAGGUAUUUCACAAUUCAGCGUAAAAGGUGACAAGAAUGUUAAGCUAAAAUUUGCAUUCCGUAUUUACGACAUUGAUCGAGAUGGUUAUAUAUCUAAUGGAGAACUAUUCCAGGUAUUGAAAAUGAUGGUCGGAAACAAUCUAAAGGACUCACAACUGCAACAAAUUGUCGAUAAGACGAUACUUUUCCAUGACAAAGACGGCGAUGGCAGAAUAUCAUUCCAGGAAUUUUGCGAUGUUGUCGAACAUACUGAAGUGCACAAGAAGAUGGUACUGGAGAACAUCUGA